Messenger RNA from Strongyloides ratti, 891 nucleotides. RefSeq names its product CAP domain-containing protein. Bases 1 to 891 code for a protein of 296 amino acids. NCBI's taxonomy places the organism in Eukaryota, Metazoa, Nematoda, Chromadorea, Rhabditida, Strongyloididae. The transcript is spliced from 2 exons. The record is from RefSeq and is a predicted model, not a curated record.
AUGUUUGAAACAAAAUUUUAUUUUAUAUUAUUAAUUCUAUUAAAACUAUAUAUAUUAAUAUUAUCACAAACACCAACAUUGCCAAAAAAAGAAAAUAGAUAUUUCACUAAUGGUACUAUAAGAAAAACCAAUAGUUUAACUUAUAAACCAUUUUGUAUAAAUCAAUUAGAUACUACUAAUGGUAUUUCAGUCAUUGAAUGCAAAAAUUAUCCUUUAAAUUCAAUACAACGAUCAAAAUCACUUCCAUCAAGUUUUCCUAAUUUUGCUGAUAAACAAAGAAAGUCAAUAAGUAAUUUAAUUUCAAGUGAUUCAUUAGCAUUAAAUGAUGCUAAUUUUAUAGAAACACAAUCAAAACUUGGAAAAUUUGUCGAAAAACAAGGUGUAUUUGGUUAUUUAAUUUGGAAAAGCGUAUGGAUAAAUUUUGAUUUUGUUAGUCUUUUCAAAGAUAAUUGUGCAUUGUUUAAAAGUAAAGUUGUAACUGAAAUAAAUUUAUAUAGAAAAUAUCAUAAUGUACUUCCAUUAGAAAUAGAUGGAAGUUUUAAUAUACUAGCGGAGAUACAUAUUCAAUCAUAUAUGGAUGAAAAUAAAUGUGAGACAAGUAAAUAUACACCAUAUGCAGAAAUUUGCCAAGCUAUUCCUGUUUCUUCAGCUACUAUAUUAAUUAAUUAUUGGUAUAGUGGAUUUUCAAAAUAUAACUUUUUUUUACAUAUACCUAAAUCAUCUACCCAACCAUUUACACAAUUAGUAUGGAAAUCAUCGCAACAAAUUGGUAUUGCAGCUAGAAUAAAAAAUAAUAUUCUUUAUAUUAUAUUCAUUUUCUUUCCAAGGGGUAAUAUUAAAGGAAAAUAUCGAGCAAAUGUCAUGAAACGUAAAUUUACUUCUAAAAAUUAA